AAGAAUUUCGCCACAGUAGAGUAGCUAGUAGCCUAGGGAGAGAUGUCAACGAAACUGUAUUGAAGCAGAUUUCAGGCAAUUUCUGAGCUUAAUUGAUCAGAUAUUUUACAGCAGACAUGUAUCGACGUAUGGCAAGGAGUGUGUGCGGUGGAGGAAGAAUGUGUCCAGUCUUUGUGCCUCCUUUUACCUCACCUUUAUCACGGAUGCUGAGAAAAUCUAAGGAGGAGAGACACUACAGGCUUUCUGAGCAGUGUGGGAAAUGUCCCGUCCGUUGUAUGAGCUCUGCAGCCCGAAAGAGGAGAUCUCUCCGCAGUGCCUUCCCUGUACUUGAGCAGCCCUUACAACUCAUCCAACGCCACGUUUAUGAAGCCAACCUCCGAAACAGCAACACCUGCCACAAAGAGUUCAUGGAGUUGAGUGAAAAAAUUAGGAAAGGUGGAGGGGAAAAUGCCAUCGCCAGACACACUCAGAGGAACAAAAAGCUGCUGGUCAGGGAUCGGCUAAAGCUCCUGCUGGAUGAUGAGGACUUCCUGGAGCUGUCUCCAUUUGCUGGUCUGGGUCUGCCGUACGGAGAUAUCCCUUCAGCCGGCUGCCUGACUGGCAUUGGCAGGAUCAAUGGUCUGUGGUGUGUGUUUAUUGCCAACGAUGCCACAGUGAAAGGCGGCACAGCUUAUCCAAUCACAGUGAAGAAGCAGCUACGAGCACAAGAGGUAGCAAUACAGAACCGCCUGCCCUGUGUGUAUCUGGUCGACUCUGGAGGAGCUUUUCUACCUCUGCAGUCUGAGAUCUUUCCUGAUAAGAACCAGGGAGGAAGGACGUUCUAUAAUGAAGCCAUCAUGUCAGCCAUGAAGAUCCCACAGGUAUCGGUGGUCUGUGGGUCGUGUACAGCGGGUGGAGCGUACAUUCCUACUAUGGCAGAAGAAGCAGUCAUGGUGCACCGGAUAGGGACCAUCUUCCUGGGUGGACCACCUCUUGUUAAGGCUGCCACGGGAGAAGAAGUCACACCAGAAAACUUGGGAGGAGCUAGGCUUCAUGCUGAAGUGAGUGGCUGUGUGGACCAUUUUGCCUGGGAAGAGAAGGAGGCAUACAGUUACACCAGAAACAUCAUAUCUACACUAAACUUCCAGCUACCAGAGGAAGAUGAUGAGGAGGUGAUGACGAAGAGGAAAGCAGAGGAGGAGCCCCGGUACAGUCCAGAGGAGCUUCUGGGGCUUGCUCCAAGGAGUUAUAACUACAGUCUGGAUGCUAAAAUGGUAGUCAGUCGACUAACUGACGGGAGCCGCUUCCAGGAGUUUAAAGCUCGCUACGGGACGACGCUCGUCACCGGAUUUGGGAAGAUACAUGGGCACCUGGUGGGAAUCAUAGCCAACAACGGAGAGCUGUCAUACGAGGCUGCACUGAAAGGCAGUCAUUUUGUCCAGUUAUGUGACCAGAGAGACAUCCCACUCAUCUUCCUGCAGAACACGGCCCCCUCAGCUGCUCUGACACUCUCCACAACACAGGCAGAGACAAACAGUAACCGUCUGAAGGCUCAAGGGUCGAUGAUGUCAGCAGUGGCAUGUGCCUCCGUCCCUAAAAUCACUGUGGUGAUUGGUGGUUGUCACGGUGCUGAUAGUUACGCCAUGUGUGGGCGGGCCUUUGAUCCAAACUUCCUGUUCCUGUGGCCAAACGCCAGAGUGUCGAUGGCGGCUCCUGGUCACUCUGACUCUUUGCUCCCCCCUGACAGUGAGCAGCCAGACGAGGAGCAGAAGAAACGGGAGGAGAAGUUAAAUAAGAGAUUAGAAGAAGAGAGCUCAGCAUUCUUCUCCUCUGGCAGGCUGUGGGAUGAUGGAGUUAUUCUGCCUCAGGACACCAGGAAGGUUCUCAGUGACUGUCUGGACAUCAUCAGACAACAGCGGUAUCAGCUUUCCACCGAGAAACUUCAGUCAGCCCUUUUACGUAUAUAGAGGAUCCUUGUUCUCUCUGGACAAAGCAAAACUCAUUCUGUACAGCCUUAAAAUGACACUGCAGAUAAGUGAUUCCUCACCAACGUGCCAAGAGGAUUUACACUAAACUCUGAGAAGCACUGACUGAUUAUUGAAGGAAACGCAAGUUGGACGCGCUGAAUAUCUACACAUUUGUUUGCACAUGAUACAGAAAUAUCAAUAGAGAUGUCGAGAUGCUGGUCUUCUAACCUCAUAUUAGGGGAAAAAAGCAAUCUUCCUCAAGGUUUUCAAUUAAAGACUGAGAUAAUGUCCACACAGAUGCCCUGGUUGUGAUCAGAUUGAGAACCGUAAGUAUCGGGGUUAUGAUUAGAGCAUGUAAACUCCACAUCCUGACUAAGAUACUGGUGAAUGUAAAUAUCUUAUCCAGAUUUCUGCACAUUCUUGGUCGUUACAAAUUAAAGUCUUGAUAUUAGAAUUUUAGAGGGGACAUAUUUUACCCUAUUAAGAAAAAGUUAAAUUGGUCUCAGAGGCUCCAAAACAUGCCAAUGAAGUUUGUUGCUAAAAAACCACUCCAGUGUUGGAUUUUUUCAUGUCUACAAAAACCCUC
Molecule: messenger RNA, 2532 nt
Organism: Cheilinus undulatus (humphead wrasse)
Lineage: Eukaryota; Metazoa; Chordata; Actinopteri; Labriformes; Labridae
Product: methylcrotonoyl-coenzyme A carboxylase 2
Exons: 13
Coding region: 117-1946 (609 amino acids)
Biological process (GO): L-leucine catabolic process
Cellular component (GO): mitochondrion; methylcrotonoyl-CoA carboxylase complex
Molecular function (GO): methylcrotonoyl-CoA carboxylase activity
Source: RefSeq, a predicted model, not a curated record